CUGGUGCCAAUAGAACACGCCAUCCCAUCGUGAUGCGUUGGUGGUGGCAUUGAAUCAUCCCUCUCAACACCUGAUCUGCUCAUCAGGGUGGCCUUUUCUCUUUCUUUUUUUCAUCAGCACCGAUCGGGAUCUUGUCUGUGGUCUUGUGGUUUUGGCGUUUCACUACAAUCCCUCGGAUUCUAUCCAUCCAUCCACAGUGUCAUUUCAUCCUUUCCCCCCUGUCCCAGCGCUUUGGAGAGAUAUGUUUAUCGAAGACAUAUUGGACUCCGCCGCUGUACCAAUUUCAUUGUUUGAUCUGCUGUCCAACUCGAUCGUUCUGGACCAGACAGUUCCAUAUCUGCCAUGUUCUAGCCUUUUUGCUCUUGCAAGAACCUGCCACUCUAUCCGCGACCUACUGUUCUCGACGCCAUCGGUAUUCCGCUCGGUCGACCUGUCACGUUGCCGCGGUGCGUAUAUCAAUCCAGAGUUGCUGACGAGGAUCGACUCUGGCGGAAACUCGUGGCGGGCUGAACGCAUAGACGAGCAUCUAACCGAAGACGAAUUCUAUGCUGGACCACUUCGGGGCGUGUUGUGGAAGUUGGGGCGCAUGCAUGUAUUGCAGCGAGUUCACACUCUGAUCCUUGAUGGCUUGGCCUCUGUCACUCAGGAUUUGGUCAGCGACCUUGUGUCAGAUCCCCAGUACGCCGUCACCAUCCUGAGCAUCCGACGAUGUCUUAAUGUCAACCCAUCAAAGCUCCAACAAUUGCUCCGUCACAUCUGUCGGCCCACUAGACCUACUGGCACUCCUCGCCUCAAAGGUCUUUACUACUUCACUCAGCCUUCGUCAUCACUCAAGUUAACAGACGUGGAUGGCCCAACGACAAGAGGGGUGACGCUGUCCGAAGGUGCUCAACUUGGCGCCUCCCCCACCCGCGGUCAUGUCAACCCCGACACCAUCGACCCAUGGUAUACAGCAGCAGGACAGGUCAUAUCCAUUGGCCAUGGAGAACGUACCUCGUGGGAGGAGACAUUGCAAACCUGCCAUGGAAUCAUCAGCUUUGAUGCUGUGCUGUGCACGCACAUGCAUGCGGAUAUGGAACCAGUUCUACACGCUGCAUCUCGUGAUUUUCUGAUGCAAAACAAGCCGGGCAUUGCUCCAAUGGCCACAAUUUCCCUUGGGCCGUCCGGAUGUGCCAGUUGCGGACGACACCCACGAGGUGGACCCGUUUGGGGUGAAAGUGACGUGCACGAAUUUCCACUGAUUUGGCCCCCGCCUGCAUCAGGAAGGCUCGUCGAUGCCGUACGACCGCCUCUACGAAUGGCUUCGGAUGGGAGACAGUUAAAGCAGCAUUUGACUGUGUCGUGCACCUGGUGUCUCACUAAUCGUCACUGCGACAACUGCCAUCGGUGGUGGUGCAGUGACUGUUACAAUCCAGGUCGAACGAAGAAGCUUGAGGAUCUGGAACAAUUAAGUCAGGCUGGCUUGAGCUAUCUCCCAAGCCUGGAGGAACUUUGCACCGGAGUGGGGGAAGACCAUGGUGACCGGAUCAAGCAGAAACUCAAACUAUCCCCCGGUCAAGCCGCCGUGAUGCGCCACUGCUUCGACUGUGGUCGCGUCUGUAGUGAGUGCGCACCUCUCAGCGCCCGGACGUGCAUUCGAUGCAAGAGCAGUUAUUGUGUCCUUCAUAACACAGGCUGCGACGAUAAAACCUGUGACUGGUGUAUGCAUGGUGGACGAAGAACCAGGGAGCUGUAUUGAUGAUGGCUUUUCAAGGAAUUUGAUCAUCGCCAUCACUUGACUUGACUCGACUCUUUUAGCAUCUACCGGAUCAGCUUGCAACUGGACUCGAGUGAGCCUCUAUCUGCGCACAAGUCCCUCCUGGACUCUCAUCUUCAAGGCUCUCCGUUCAUUCGAACCUACUACUCGAUGACUCUCAACUCCAAUCUCAGCCAGGUGCUGUUUCUAUCUAAUCCUAACCACCUACUCUUGACGAAGCCUGAUGCGAGCGACAAACUCUAUUUAAUUCUAAUAUCUAAGGGGUUGAUAUUUUCCAGUGUGUUUUGGCAUGUUGGGCGUUGGUGGACUGGGAACUAUGAUGGUGUGUUGUUAAGCAAGCUCUUUUGUAUUUUGGGAGUAUAUCUAUCACAAUGACGGUGCGGAGGAUUGGGCUGGAGAGACCACAGCAAAAUGUAUCUUCGCUAUUGACGCCGAUCUAUACACAAGUUUGAUGGCAUGUGAGAGAAUUUGGACUUGCUGGAUUGUCACCGAGAAACUGACGAUCAAGGCUAGAAUUCAAAAGGUUGGCAAGAAAAUGAGAGAAUCUGGGCAGAGAGAAGCAGAUUAGCGAGGUCAAUAUUAGCAAUAGAUCCAGAUGCUCCGGGGUACGCCCUGGGCGGUAGGCUUUAACCGUCCACGGCUAUCCUCGCGUCACUCUGGCGCCUUUG
Molecule: messenger RNA, 2424 nt
Organism: Exophiala mesophila
Lineage: Eukaryota; Fungi; Ascomycota; Eurotiomycetes; Chaetothyriales; Herpotrichiellaceae
Exons: 3
Coding region: 242-1738 (498 amino acids)
Source: RefSeq, a predicted model, not a curated record